This is a messenger RNA of Penicillium argentinense, 708 nucleotides long. It is a transcript of the gene xanA, whose product is annotated as isonitrile hydratase-like protein xanA. The coding region runs from base 1 to 708 and encodes 235 amino acids. Lineage: Eukaryota; Fungi; Ascomycota; Eurotiomycetes; Eurotiales; Aspergillaceae. The record is from RefSeq and is a predicted model, not a curated record. The transcript has a single exon.
AUGGCAACCGCGAACCCCAAGCUAUACUACAAGGUUGGCGUACUGCUUUUCGACAGAGCGGAUGUUCUCGACUUCACGGGACCAAUGGAGGUCUUGUCGCAUGUUUCGCAUAACCGCAAUCCCGACCAGCCGGAUCGGAUGUUCACCUUCGAGACCAUUGCGCAGACCUCGACGAUCCGCGCGGCGAACGUGAUGAACGUGGAAGCCGAUAGGCUCUUGGAAGAGGCAGAAAGGGACCUUGCGGAAUAUGACAUCCUGAUUGUUCCAGGAGGACCACCCGCCGUGGUUAAGCCAUUGAUCGAGGGAAAUGCACCGGAAGUGGAUAUGAUCCGCAAGUUUGCAGCGCUGCCCUUGUCAAGCUCCCGCAAUCCACGGAUCCUCUUCUCCAUCUGCACUGGUGCCUUUCUCCUUGGGCGAGCAGGGAUUCUAUCUGGAAUGACCGUCACCACCCACCAUCGCGGUGUAGACGUGCUACGGGACAUAUGUGCUCGCUUUGGCGACAAAAACGAGCCUCCCGUGAAUGUAGUGCAUAAGCGCUACACGGAUGGGAACCUUCUGAAGGGGAGAUCAGUGCAGCUCAUCACUGCAGGCGGGAUUAGCUCUGGCUUGGACGCGACAUUCCAUGUCGUGCGUCAAUUGUCAAGCCCGGAUAUGGCGGCCUUUGUGUCGCGAGUGAUGGAGUACGAUUGGACCGAACAGGGCAAUUGA